Molecule: messenger RNA, 2235 nt
Organism: Bacidia gigantensis
Lineage: Eukaryota; Fungi; Ascomycota; Lecanoromycetes; Lecanorales; Ramalinaceae
Exons: 3
Coding region: 1-2235 (744 amino acids)
Cellular component (GO): nucleus
Molecular function (GO): nucleic acid binding
Source: RefSeq, a predicted model, not a curated record
AUGGAUCUUUGUACGGGUCAACUGGCUCAGCGCAAAGAUCAAUUUUGCCCGUACGCCGCCGUCACCAAGUGGCCGUAUCAACAUCUGAGAGCGGAGGAAAUGAAGAUGGUCUCCGAGAAAUACUUCGCGUGGGGAGCAUUUCGUGAGCGUGGCUGGAACCUAUACUACAUUCGUACCCUUCUAGGAGAUUCGGAGAAACCAUUGUUACUAAUCCCACAAAACGAGGUCGAGCAACUAUUCAACGAGAUUGAAAAAUCUCUCGGCAUUUAUGCUUCUUUUCCCGACGUUUCGGAGGUGCCUGGAUUCCAGCUUUCAUUUGUCGAAGAAGGCACCCCUCGUCCUCGGUAUCUCGGACGUUUCACGGAGGAUUGCGGUAUGCUUGAACUAGAAGGCAUGAUUCCUGUGGAAGGUUCUCCAUUGGAGGCGCCAGAAGUGCUUGAUGAACGAUCCUUUCCAUUCUUCAGGCAAAAGAUGCUCGAUGCUAUGGCUGCUAGUAAAAAGAAAAGCAAAGCGGUCAGGCAGAAGAAACGUAAGGAUCGUGUUGAGAAUAAGAGGAGAUGGUGUAGCGAAUUGAAACGAGGGCAAUGCUACCUGGGGUUGCGUCCUCGAGGGACUGACGGCAAAUUCGAAGACUUUCAUAAAGACUCAAAUAUGUCCCACGAGGAGUCGCAAAAGGCGCAGGAGGACUUCGAGCUAGCUGCAGGUAUUAAGCUGCCGUCUCUGGACAUGACAUCUGCGGCUCCUUACGAUUUCGACAAGAACGUGAUCUUUGUCUGCGUCGACAUCGAAGUCUUUGAGAAGGAUCAUCGUAAGAUAACAGAGAUCGGGUUUUGCACGCUCGAUACUUUGGAUAUCGUGCGAGCACCACCUGGUGAAGGUGGUAAAAGGUGGAUGAACCAUUUGCGCUGCCGUCAUUUCCGCAUCGUAGAAACAGCUCACUUGAACAACUCUGAAUUCGUCGCAGGAUGUGCUGAUCGCUUCCAGCCGGAGUUUGGUACAAGCGAAUGGAUCUCUACGCAGGAGAUACCGCAAGUCGUCGCUUCGUGCUUCAAGCCUCCAUACUCCGAGCCCGGGAAAUACACUCCUUAUCCAUUCAGUGCUAAAGAAGUGCCAAGGGGAGGAUCCCAAUACAAGCCACACGUUGAGGCUGAUCCAUCACACCGGCGUAAUGUUGUCCUACUGGGUCAUGGCGUCAGAUCAGACCUUGACUUCCUCCGUAAUGUUGGGUACGACGUUGGCAAUCUCUCAAAUAUGAUCGAAGUCCUCGAUACCGGAAACAUGUACCGAGCCUAUAAGCACGAAUUGAACCCCAUCAGCUUGGGGGCUCUUCUUAUGGAGCUUGAACUCGUGGGCUGGAAUCUUCAUAACGCUGGAAAUGACGCCGUCUACACCACUCAAGCAUUACUCGGUCUCUCCAUCGCUGCACUCUCCCCGGACAAUAAACCAGCCACAAAAUUAAGCCAUGAGCAGCUUCACGAAGUAGCUGCCGAAGCCAGAGAUAGGUUGCAAGACGAGCUGGAGGAUUGGGAGGCAAUAGAGGAGGAAGGCGGCGAUGGCGGUGAACCAGUGAAGAUACUUCCCAUGGCCGAAUUGGUUGAUGAAGAAUCAUUCCAGCGUGCCAAGGUGAAAGGUCGAAAGGCUGACGAGCAGAGAGCCAGAAGGGAUGCUCGCCGCGACAAUGGUAUCGGAAAGGCCAAUCGGAUGGUGAAAGCAACGCGGACACCCACGGACGGAGAGAGUAAACCAAGAAAUUUACAUCAACCUAAGCCAACGUCCAUGCCCUUUGACGAAGAUGCGAUGGACGAAGCGUUCGAAGCUGCUACCACCGCUGCUCGAGAACGUGGCCAAACGAACUUGGUAUCGACAGAAACUCCUAGCGAGCUACAUGAUGGCCUUUCAAGCACCCUCUCUUCGCCUGUGGUAGGUACUACAGACAGUAGCUCGUGGAAUUCUGAGACAGCCCCAACUCCAAAGAGCGAAUACAUUCCACCACACCUACGCUCGCCAAUGAAGAAAAAGGCACCGUCUCCUGCCUCGACAGAGAAAGCGCAGGUAGAGACGAAGAAGCUUGAAGAUGCCCAAUGGAAAUCAACAGAUAACAAGGUAGAGCCUCCCUUGAGCAUAGCGGAGCGUAUGAAAAUCCUGGACGCGAUGGAGGAGAAGCAUGGGAUGUCCACAAUAGAAUCAGACGCAGCGGAUCAGGAGAAUGUCGAUGGAGGAGUUGUUAUGCUGUGA